Molecule: messenger RNA, 6294 nt
Organism: Brienomyrus brachyistius
Lineage: Eukaryota; Metazoa; Chordata; Actinopteri; Osteoglossiformes; Mormyridae
Gene: crhr2
Product: corticotropin-releasing factor receptor 2
Exons: 13
Coding region: 656-1903 (415 amino acids)
Biological process (GO): cell surface receptor signaling pathway; adenylate cyclase-modulating G protein-coupled receptor signaling pathway; long-term synaptic potentiation
Cellular component (GO): dendrite; plasma membrane; axon terminus
Molecular function (GO): peptide hormone binding; corticotropin-releasing hormone receptor activity; corticotrophin-releasing factor receptor activity
Source: RefSeq, a predicted model, not a curated record
AGCCGCUCUGCACACGCUAACAGAAGGCAAGAAGCACCCUGAAGCCAAGCAGGGCUCAUAGUGAGAGCUGCGAGGGCAGCAUCACCAAACCCAGCUGGCCAUUUGUCCUGGAACCGGAUCUCUGCUGACCUUUCUUGUACAGAAAGUAGGAGAUACAUCUAAUUUUGUUGGAUUUUUGGCACUGCGGUUCAGCACCUGCCUGAGAUGGGCCCGUUAUCUUUGUGGAUCUACAGAAGGGUGCAUAUCUGUGAGAGAACAUCUUCAUUCUGGUGUCGUGGAUAACACAGGUGUGCAUUUGGUUUUUUUAAACAAACAUCGAAAGUUCAGCUCUAUAUUAACUCUAUUCCUGCAUCUCCAUUUGCCUGUUUAAUCAGCCGAAGAACUUCAUAUGUAAUCCAUGAACAUUUUAAUGGCUGUUUUUGUCUCUUGCUUUGCCACAUAAUUAAGCAAAAAGCAAAAAUGAAGAAACAUCUGAUUUGAGUUUGUGAUAUUUACAAAUCAAAAUAACUCUAAGAACUUCCAGAGGAGUAACCAGUGGAACUUGUCUUUAUUUCCCAUCUCAUUAUAAAUGAACACUGGACUUUGAACUGAAUUUAUCUUUAUUUUUACAAAGGAUUAUGGGAAAGAUGAAGAUAAGAAGAUUUUUGCCAGCAAUAUGAGCUUAAAGCAAGUUUUGUUUUGUCUUCUUAUUGUGUGUCCCAGAAUCCAGUGUGAGCUAUCCCUACUUGACCUUCUAGAAAAAUACUGCGAGGCUCUGUCUGCCCUCUACAAUAUCACAGGUUUGUAUUGCAAUGCCACUACUGACGAGAUCGGAACAUGCUGGCCGCGCACUACCAGCGGUCGGAUAGUGGAGAGACCGUGUCCGGAGUACAUUAACGGAGUGAAAUACAACACCACACGAAAUGCCUACCGGGAAUGCAUGGAGAACGGCACUUGGGCUUUUAAGAGUAACUACUCCGGCUGUGAACCCAUCUUGGAGGAGAAGAGGAAGUACCCCAUGCACUACAAGAUUGCUCUCAUCAUCAACUACUUAGGUCACUGCAUAUCCGUUGGAGCUCUUGUUGUGGCCUUCAUUCUUUUCCUGUGCUUGCGGAGCAUUAGAUGCCUACGCAACAUUAUCCACUGGAACCUGAUCACCACCUUCAUUUUGAGGAACGUAAUGUGGUUCCUUCUGCAGCUGAUCGACCACAAUAUUCACGAGAGCAACGAGCCUUGGUGUCGCCUUAUAACGACAAUAUAUAAUUAUUUUGUGGUGACCAACUUCUUCUGGAUGUUCGUGGAAGGAUGCUACCUUCAUACAGCCAUAGUGAUGACGUACUCGACUGACAAGCUUAGGAAGUGGGUUUUCCUUUUCAUUGGUUGGUGUAUUCCAUGUCCAAUCAUUGUGGCCUGGGCUAUUGGAAAACUCUACAAUGAGGAUGAACAAUGUUGGUUCGGGAAAGAACCUGGAAAGUAUAUUGACUACAUAUAUCAAGGACCAGUAAUACUUGUGCUUCUGAUAAAUUUUGUUUUCCUGUUCAACAUUGUGAGGAUUCUUAUGACAAAACUGAGAGCCUCCACAACCUCUGAAACAAUACAGUACAGGAAAGCGGUGAAAGCGACACUUGUGUUGCUGCCUUUACUCGGGAUCACCUACAUGCUCUUCUUUGUGAACCCCGGCGAGGAUGACAUCUCUCAGAUCGUUUUUAUUUACUUCAACUCUUUCCUGCAGUCAUUUCAGGGGUUCUUCGUGUCAGUAUUUUACUGCUUCCUAAAUGGUGAGGUGCGUUCGGCCGCGAGGAAGCGCUGGCGCCGCUGGCAGGACAACAACGCGCUGCGGGUUCGAGUCGCACGGGCGAUGUCCAUCCCCACGUCGCCCACCCGCAUCAGCUUCCACAGCAUAAAGCAGACCACCGCCGUCUGACCCGCUGUGCCGGACACAGCCGGGCGCCGACCCGAUCUCUCCUGCUCCUCGCAGCAGCGUCUCCGUGGCAACCCUCUUGCCUCAUGACCGUGAGCGGCUGGGCUUCCCUGAUGGACCGACCGUGGUUUGUGCCCAGGCCCGGUAAAUGGGAGGAGUAUCUUCUUACACACCGAUGACUCGGUGCAGUAUUGUGCAUCUAAGAAAACUGGACCAAAAAUUUCCAUGGCUGGAGGACAAUUUCUCCCAGAAAGAGCUGCUAGAAACGUCCCUCUGAAGCACUUCUGUUUCCGUACACAGUGGUCUGGCUUACUAUUAAUACUCUGUGCAAGCAUUCAUCAUCAUUAUUAUUAUUAUUAUUAUUAUUGUUCCAUCUUUCCUGGUCAGGGUCAAUGUAUUAUAGAAGGACGGAUGUAGGUUUCAUAUAUUUUAUUUACUGAAGAACCUUUAAAGGUUUAGAACAUGGUUAAAUUGCAUUAGAGUAAAACGAGGGCAGUCAUCCACCCUUUUCCUCAGUCAUUUCCUCAAAUUAAGCAGUCAAAAUAAAGAAUAAUCUAAUAACCCAAAACGAUCUUUCCCUGAAACAAAAAGAGAAUUGCAAGUUUAUAAAAAGAGGUCAGUGAGGACAAGCUAAGAUAAUCGACACAGGCCUGACUGGCUGGCGGUUCUUGCGUAUUUCAGAGGCUGUUAGAAAAUGGAAACGCGUGGAACACGAGACCUACAUGCGACAAAUUAAAAAAAUGCAGCCAAAUGCCAAGAACCAAUGAAAGUGGCAACAUGUACAGCAGUCCAGUUUCUAGUACUUUCGUACAUCAUUUGUAAUAACUUACGGUGGGAAAAUCGCCAAAGUUUUGCCCAUUGAAAAUUUUGCUUUAACGUCCUCACAUUUGUAAUAUUUCUGUUUACUUAUAAUUAAUUGGGAAUUAUGUAUAUAUAAAUGCUAUUUAUAUAUAUAUAUUUGAAUGAGCGGUCCACCAAAAGAUAUGAUUACACGACUGUGUGUGUGUGUGUGUGUGUGUGUGUGUGUGUGUGUGUGGGAGGGGAGUGUAAAUCCUGGCACAUUGAAGCUCCGUCUAAAUCAGCAUGUGGCCCUAUCUGCCCCCCUCUCCCCCCCCAGCUUAAUCUGUGGCAGCCCAUCGAUGUCAUGACCCGAAGCGCUGAGUUGCCUGCCUGUGAUCUGAUCUGAAACCUGGGAGCUGCUCUCCCAUAUGGGUCAGCUAAUGGAUCGCGGUGUCGUUAACAGCCAGUCCUCGGCGCCCGUGGAUUGACCAGCGUGCUAAUUUAACAGCACCCUUCCCCCCCUUUCAAAACUGCAAAGCGUUUCCUGCUCUCAUAUUGCAAUGCCACACGUGUCUCGCCAACAACAGGAACUCAGGCCAAAGAAAAACCUCCCUUCAAUGGUGAAGCAACUUGGGAAUCAAAUUUGUGGGUCAUUAUUUCCAUUUCUAACGCAGCAUUUUAAAAAUGUUUCGCGACAUUGAAGGGUUCAUUUGUAAACACUCAGUUCCACUAUGCAAUGAAAAUCUUACUUUAUGUGUCCUUCCACUACACACGAAUUAAAACAAAGCACAGUUUAGAUUUAGAAAUAUAUUCGUUGCAAAUCUAUAACUCACAGAAAAGGGACAUUUCCUUAAGCACAGUGGUAGGAAGGAUUGUGGUCACAUCCCAGGUCUCAUUUGGUGUUAAUUGCUAUGCGUUUAAGGCUGUUCUUUUCCUUCUGACCUGGGAGAGGAGAUCGAGUGGGUGGGGGCGCUUGUUAUCUUUGCCGGGGGGCUCACGACGAUUUUCGUUUUGCACAGAAGGUGUCGGGUGACGGCGGGGUUGUGUGCAGGGCCUUGCUCCGCAGGUCUCCGCUUUGCAGCAUGCACCCGCCCGCUUAAGCGGUCGGUCUGUAAUUAUAUCCACGCAGCGUGCUUGUGGGACCCUCAUGAGCUGCUGCAGCCUCAUGUUCCAUCCUUGGCUUGGCUACAGCCCCAGACCAUACUGGGAAAUGCAGGCUGAAAGGGGGGGGGGGGGGGGGGCGAUUUAUCAUUUUAAAAAAAGUGUCAUUUUAGGCUUCGAUCAGAUCCUGAUAUAUUUGUAAAUAAGUUACAAUAUAUACACACACACACACAUACAUUCACACUGUGUGCAUAUAUAUGUGUGUGUGUGUGUUAUACAUGUUCUUAUACAUACAGCCGUAAAAAAAAAUGAAGACCACAGCACAAUCUUUUUUUCACUCAUUUUCUGGGUGUCUCUGAAUGCUUCUCAUUAAUGAAGGGCUUCUUUCUUGCUUUAUGGGACUUCAGUCCUGCUUCUAGGAGCCUGAUAUGAACUGUCCUAGCAGUGCGCUUCACACCUGCACCUAAUGUUUCCGAUUCCUUUAGAAGGUCACCGGAUGUCAUCCUAUGAUUCAUGAGAAACUGACAGAUAAGUUAACGGUCUCUGGCAUUAGAAAGUCGUUCUCUGUUACCUGGCUGGUUUCUGGUCAUUCCCAGUGUCUCCUGCUUCACCUUAUUCUUGUUUACUGCUGUCUUAGAAACUUUGAACCUGGAAGCAACCUGCUGCUCAGCGUUGCCUUCUGCCAGCAGAACCAUGAUUAAACCUUGACUUAAAAAUAUAGAUUUGUUUAAAAAUAUAGAGUGGUCUCUUAAUUUUUUUCCAUGGCUGUAGAUAUUUGAUAUAUCCAUCCAUUUUCCAAACCGCUUAUCCUACUGGGUCGCAGGGGAGCAGUGGGUCCCGAAAGCAAUGGGCACGAGGCAGGGAACAACCCAGGAUGGGGGGCCAGCCCAUAUUUGAUAUAUACAAAUGAAUUUUUAUUUAUUAUGGCACAGUUCUCUUGAAAUAAGCAGAUGCAGGAAAUUACUUCAGGAAACAAUAUAGUCCAUAGAAUGUAGAAACAACAAAUGAAAUUAUAUAAAUAUACAGCAUAUACAUAUAUAAACACGUCUUCGUUAUGUCUUCAGGAACCAGGAAGAGACGCCGAUACUUUUCUUAAACAGUAAUGACACACGGAAAUAGGAGGUUUAUUUAACAAGCGUGUCUCAGUCGCAAGCAGUAAAAGUGACUGAGCUACCGGCAGAUGAAUCCAGUCCAAAUUAAUUUUAGCUUUAGAUACAGUAAGUCAAUGUGUAUAGGCCAGAAAAAAAACACUUUUAAUACAGAAAGAAGCACAUUAUACCAUUAAGGAUUCAGAUGAAGACUGGUUGAAGCAGCCCUUUGUGUAUAUAAAUAGGCCUAUAUCAAUUUUGGUUGUAUACAUUGUCUGUUUUCUGACUAAUGGUCACGUUAAUUUUAGUGAGCUGUUUUUAUGGUGAUUUUUAUGGUAUGCCAACUAAGGAUGUGCAGAGAUUCUGACGUCCAUUUCCAGAGCACAUUUGUUCAAAUAAAGCGGUAUAACUUCAUAUUAUAACGAUUACAUAAUAAAAAUUUUCAGCGUGAUUGUGUGAGUACUCACACUGAUAUCCUGUAGAUAAGAAGCCCAGUAAUUCACUGGCCAUUGUACAUACUCAAAUACCCAGAGUGAGUUUGAAGAAUGAUAUAAAUAUCUUACUAUUAUUAUACUACUUGAAUGCGAGGGAGACUAUAUCAAUAUUUCUUGUUUUAGUCAAAUCUGCUUCAGGGCAGACUUGAGAGUUCUGAAGAGCUAUUAUACAAAAACAGUAUUACAUGAAAAUUGUCAAAGAUACUUUGAUGGAGCAUAGAAAGUAUUUCACAUUUUCUUUCUCCGGCCAUUUUUCACUACAAAAUACUGCCAAAUUUAGAUUCUGCAGCAGCUAGAGUAACUUUCGGAACUGUCGUUCGGAACAAUUUCAAUUUUAACUUUAGAUGAAUUCUGCCAUUGUAACUUGAAAAGAGUUUCAAUCAAAUGUAUUUAAAACACCAUUCCAUAGAAUGUCAGCUCAUUAUUUAAAUUAAAAAAAUCAUAAAACGAUUAAAAAUGCAUGUUUAAAUUAUUUCUCAUGUUUUGCAAAGAUGAUUUUAAUUUCCGUUCUAUUGGAUGAAGCAAGUCUUCCCUAUCCACCCAUCGUCUGAUCGCCCACUAGUUGGAUUAUGUUGACCUUGACGAGUCUUUUGAUCUUGUCUUCAAGCCUUCAGCUCUCUGUCCUCAGUCUUUGUAGCAAACCCUAUAUUAAGGUAAUUCUCACAAAUUAAUUCCUGUGUCACUCCAGACAUGCUACAAAUUAUUUUCUUUAAAAUAAGUGGAAUUUUUUAUUAAGAAGCUAACCUGUCUGUAUUUUACUUUUAAUGAAAGUUCUCCAAAACUGAACAAAUGUAUACCGUCAAAUUGUAAAUUAAAGCUUUUUGUGUUAUUUUCUUGUAUAUAAUGUGAAUACAUUUACUGGUAUUUUUGUUAUUUAAAAUAACCAGUGCUGCCUUACCUGAAAAUGGAAUAAAGUGAAACAGGAAGUGUA